Molecule: messenger RNA, 1643 nt
Organism: Cydia pomonella (codling moth)
Lineage: Eukaryota; Metazoa; Arthropoda; Insecta; Lepidoptera; Tortricidae
Exons: 1
Coding region: 239-1222 (327 amino acids)
Biological process (GO): positive regulation of cell motility; cilium assembly; regulation of cilium beat frequency involved in ciliary motility
Cellular component (GO): motile cilium; ciliary basal body
Source: RefSeq, a predicted model, not a curated record
AUAUGUUUUCAGAACUCGGUUUGAGAAAGAAAAGUAUAAUGAUAUUCAUAGCCUUUUUAGUCACAGAAUGAAGUUGUUACAAUGUUUUUUAAACUUGACAGGCAGAAAAUGUCAUUAUAAGAAAAAAGUAAACAAGUAAUGUAUGUAUUUAUGAAAAUAUUAAUUGAAGAUAUUUAUUAAAUAGGGUCAAAAUAAAGAGUGUUUCAGCUUAAAGCCAUAACUUGAGACCAGGACUGAAAUGUUCCGGUCGGCGUACCAACGCGGAUUCCUAACUGUGUUCUAUAGCUGCGGCUCGAAACCUCUAGAGUUAUGGGAAGUCCAUAUGGAGAAUGGCCAUGUCGCAAGACUGCUAGACCCAGAUAUUAAGUCCAUGGUGCUAGAUAUAAGAGGAAAUAAUGUAAGUACAGCGUAUAUAACAUGUCCAACAAAUAACAGAAUUCUUGGAAUAACAAUGCCGUUCAUGAUUAUGGUGGUAAAGAACUUGAAGAAAUAUUUCACUUUUGAAGUAACCAUUUUGGACGACUCUGGGACAAGAAGAAGAUUCCGGGUAUCUAACUUUCAAAGUACUACACAGAUAUUGCCCAUGGCUACCGCUAUGCCUAUCGGUCUUGCUGAUGGUUGGAACCAGAUCCAGUUCAACCUAUCUGAAUUCACCCGUCGUGCAUAUAACAAGGCGUUUGUUGAAGUACAAAAGAUUAAAGUCAACGCCAAUAUACGUCUCAGGCGAAUUUACUUUGCGGAAAAGUUGACUCCUGAAGAAGAUUUGCCUGCUGAAUACAGGAUUUUCCUUCCCCUACCUAGUAAAGUAGGUAAAGGCAAAAAGGCUGAAGAAGGAAGUAAAACUAAUGUAAUUAAGCCUGCACCGUCUAAACAGAUGGUGACAUCUCAAACGAAGUUGAAAACAACGUCUCGGGCUAGCAUUGUGGAGCUGCCUCCAGCGGCACCUCCCGUGGAAGGUAGUGAGCCAUCAGCGCCGGUUCAGGCUGAGGUAACUCCUGUCGUAGAUGAGCCUGUUGCAGCGGAGGUUGAAGCCCCUACUCAGGAGGGCGAAGCUGCUCCGGAAGCAGUUGUAGCGCCUGUGGAGGAAUCAGCCCCUAUUGAAGGUGAGCCCGCCGCAGACUUAGAAUCUCAAGCAGCCGCAGAGGCACAGCCUGAGGCAGCUGCAGCCCAAGAACCGGCAGAAGACGCACCGGCCGAGGCAGCUCCUGUCCCGGCUGAAUAAGAGUAACGUCACUAGUUGUACAGUCACCAUCAUAUAGAUAGUGACUGCCAAAGUGGCCAAUAUAUCGGUCAACAUCCUUAUUUAGUAAUUUGUUCACUUUGACUGGAACUAUAUAUUUGAUGCUGAGUAUACAGUCACGACCUGCAAUAAUAUGUUACACAACGAAGACCGCAAAAAUAUCCUACACGAUCCUAUUUGUAAGGCUAUAAGAGCACGCCAGAUAUUUUUGGGGCCUCCGAAGAGUAACAUAUUAUUGCAGGUGACUGUACAUAGAUUAAUAUGAUACAUUCUUAAAAUGUUUAAUUACGGAUUACAUGCAUGUCUAACGUUUUAUCACUGAUUAUACUCACAUAGCUUCUGCAAAUAAAAUGAUUAAUUUCCUAAGAAUGUUAUGUUUUAGUUGUUUAUUUAAUAAUAAUAU